Messenger RNA from Closterium sp. Naga37s-1, 777 nucleotides. The record is from the annotation of a GenBank genome assembly. NCBI's taxonomy places the organism in Eukaryota, Viridiplantae, Streptophyta, Zygnematophyceae, Desmidiales, Closteriaceae.
AUGUGGGGAUACGGUUCUGUGGGGUAUGAGAGGCAUGCUGCAACUGCAGUGAUGUUUCUGUUGGCGCUUUCGAUCUGCCUCUGGAUCGACUCCAACACUGCAGCGGAUGUGCUUGUAGCGGGGAUAAGGGCGGCUGCGCAGCUCUCAGCCGUCGGAUUCGGGCUUAAGUACAUCUUCGCCGUUGAGAGCUGGGAGGUGGCAUAUUGUGGAGUCGUUAUCAUGGUGCUGGCAGCAGCACACACAGCGUCUAAGAGAGCCAAGCGCGUGGCUGGGGGUUCCUGGGUGGCGCUCUUGGCAAUAGGAGCCGCUGUCACACUCGCCUUUUCUCUCCUUGCAGCCUUGCAGGUGGUUCCCCUGCGACCAGGGUUUGUGAUUCCCAUUACGGGCCUGGUGGUGGGCAGCAGCAUGACCAUUGCAGCCAACACCAUGCAGCGACUGGCUGACGACUUUCAACAGAGGAGGGGAGAGGUGGAAGCGGCACUAGCUUUAGGAGCAAGCCAAUGGCAGGCCUCCCUUCCCCUCAUUCGAAAGGCCGUAGCAGUGGGCUUUGGGCCGACACUAGACUAUAUAAAGACCUACGGUGUGAUUCAGCUUCCUGGCGCUAUGGUGGGGAUGCUUAUGGGGGGGAUGCCGCCGCAAGAAGCAGUUAAUCUGCAGUUAACUGUAACUUUCUUUUUGUUGGUGCCCAUGGCGCUCACCACUGUUGUCUCGGCGGUUUUGACUGCCCGAGGAUUUUUUCCUGCCCCUGGGCAGCUGAUAGAGGAGCCAUGCUGCUGA